Molecule: messenger RNA, 990 nt
Organism: Penicillium macrosclerotiorum
Lineage: Eukaryota; Fungi; Ascomycota; Eurotiomycetes; Eurotiales; Aspergillaceae
Exons: 2
Coding region: 1-990 (329 amino acids)
Cellular component (GO): mitochondrion
Source: RefSeq, a predicted model, not a curated record
AUGAACCAAAACCUCAAGGAUCAGCCAUUGCCGCUGAGCAUUCACCGGAGCGGCAGCCGAAUGGGUGAACUAUUGGUGGCCGACACCCUCGUUGCUGCAGGCUCAGCAACACUUAUUACGCCCGCCGUGAUGAUUUUUGAUCGGCUUGUCGUUGAAAAAUCAUUCUACAACCAACCCAUGUUCCCUGCAUUCCGUCGACAUCUCUGGUUCUCUAUCACACAACCUGCGACCUUUUUGACCUCUCGCCCUAGUCUCCUGGUCUGGUCUCUCUAUACCGCUACCUUUGCCACCGCCAACAUGUCCGAGACCUUGCUGAGCAAGGUCUAUCCCCAUAUCGACCACGCCAUUUCUGGCAUGACCACCUUUGCAUCUACUUUCGUGGUGAACUCAUCCGUGGGCAUCUGGAAAGAUGUGAAAUUCGCCCAGCUGUUUGGCCACAAGAACAAUAAUAAUACCAUACCGUCAUCAUCACCGUCAUCAUCACCGUCACCGUCAUCGUCACCGUCAUCGUCACCAUCAGUAUCUACUUCAGCCGACGCUGCGCCCAAGGCGAAACCCCAGUCCGCUUCCCCAAAAACCGCUCGAUCUAUCGGCCGCACCAGAAUUCCCCUGGCCACAUACUCCGCCUUCCUGCUUCGUGACGGAUUGACCAUCUUCGGCUCCUUCAGUCUACCUGCCAUGGUCUCCGCCACCAUUCCGGACUCCGUGGCCUCCCAAGAAUAUCUCAAAAUUCUGAUUGCCCAGCUGGCCAUUCCCGCUUCCAUCCAGCUCAUCAGCACUCCCAUCCACCUAUUUGGCCUAGAUCUCUAUAAUCGACCGCAGGUUAUGCCAAUGAAAGACCGCUUCUCACGUAUCAGCCGUGAUUGGAUCGGUGCGUCACUCUUGCGAAUGUGUCGCAUCAUCCCCGCCUUUGGAAUCGGCGGCUUUCUCAAUACGGAAGGACGCCUCUAUUUACAUGACCAGUUGGAUGAACGGCGCACUUCGUCAUGA